AUGUAUGGACGUGGAGCAACUUUCUCCAGUUCGACUGGAUUCGAUCAGCACAUGAUGGUCCAUCGUGGAGAAAAACGUUACCAAUGUGAUAUUUGCGAGGCUCGUUUCGUGAUUAAAAUAUCUCUAGAAAAUCACCGCAGGACGCACACGGGAGAGCGUCCCUUUUCCUGCCCGCAUUGCGAGUACGCCUUCAAAACAAAGCGAAAUUUGAGCAACCAUAUACAAAAAAUUGACACUCCGGGCUACAUCGCCCCAAUCCGGCAUCGGUGUUCCCACUGCGAAAAAGGGUUCGAAAUUGGGGCCCAGCUGGAAGCCCACGUCCGCCAGGUGCACACGGGCGAGCGACCCUUCGCCUGUGACCAGACCGACUGUGGGAAAGCCUUCGCCCAGAAAAGGUCCCUCGUCCUGCAUUUGAGAAAUUCGCAUAAAAUCGGCGAGCAGAAAACCGGUUUCAAAUUGCCUCGUCGGAAGGGAUUCGGGGGACCAUGCGAAGGCAAGAAUACGGAAUAAAUCGGAUACAAUUUAUUAAUUAAAAUAUCUAUUUUUCAAAAUUUAUAUAUGUAUUGUUAAAAAAAUCAGGGUU
Folsomia candida is the source of this 583-nucleotide messenger RNA. Its product is annotated as zinc finger protein 211-like. Gene Ontology annotation, molecular function: RNA polymerase II cis-regulatory region sequence-specific DNA binding; DNA-binding transcription factor activity. The coding region runs from base 1 to 510 and encodes 169 amino acids. Lineage: Eukaryota; Metazoa; Arthropoda; Collembola; Entomobryomorpha; Isotomidae. The record is from RefSeq and is a predicted model, not a curated record. The transcript has 3 exons. Gene Ontology annotation, biological process: regulation of transcription by RNA polymerase II.